Pogoniulus pusillus (Red-fronted tinkerbird) is the source of this 8743-nucleotide messenger RNA. RefSeq names its product period circadian regulator 2 (gene PER2). Gene Ontology annotation, molecular function: transcription cis-regulatory region binding; transcription corepressor binding. NCBI's taxonomy places the organism in Eukaryota, Metazoa, Chordata, Aves, Piciformes, Lybiidae. Bases 2393 to 6436 code for a protein of 1347 amino acids. The transcript has 27 exons. The record is from RefSeq and is a predicted model, not a curated record. Gene Ontology annotation, biological process: entrainment of circadian clock by photoperiod; negative regulation of transcription by RNA polymerase II; circadian regulation of gene expression. Gene Ontology annotation, cellular component: cytoplasm; nucleus.
CACGGGCGGCUCCGAGGGGGCGGGGCAGACCCGCUUUCCCUCCGGACUAGAGUAACCUCUGCCCUCCUCGGCCCCUCGGCUCGGCGGCGGAGAGUUAGCAGAGGCGGAAAGAAUCGGAGCAGCAGCGGCGUGAGGCACCGUGAUACCUGGCACCGGUUGCGCGUGCUCCGGAACGUGGUGAUGCUUUCAUAUUUGGAAAGAUUGUGAUUAGUAUAUUCACUAAGUGCUGCAGGAGUGACUUCAGUCGUCUGCAGAAAGUGACCGUGGUUGAGAUCCUGUAAUACAGAUGUCCUUCUGUGGAAGAGACCUUCUUGGGAUUCCAUACAUGGAUGAACUCCUCUAGUUCUUUGGGAUUUGGAUGUACUCAGUCACCUGUAGAUUUUCCCUGAUAAGUAAUAGAAAACAGAAGGUUAAAUUAAACUGCCUGCAACUUACUCAAACUGAUAAAAUGCCUGGUCUGAACAACUUGUGGUUACUUUCAGUAAAAUAAACUUCUUGGCAUAGGUUUGUCUUAGCUUUUAAUUGAAUUGUAGAAAGGCUUCUAAUGAGAAUUGUAAGUAGUUUACAAGGACUGUUUUUACUUAAUGUCUUCCUAAAUGCAUUACGUAGAUGAAGCAAAUAUGAUAGCAAAUUAAAAUAGUACAUACUGGUAAUGCAAAUACUCUCUUCAAACCUAGAUUCCAUUAAACCUUUACCUCCAGCAUGACUUUUUCAUAGCUAAUCAAGCUAGUGAAGAACUAUGUCACUUCAUAAGUAGUCAGGCAGGACCUCGUGCCUAGUUUCUUGUAGGUAUUGAUUAGUGAAAAAGAUAGAAACUUAACUCCAUUAAGGAAAUAGAGGGUACAGGCAGAUGAGUUAGUGUGAGGGAGUUGGAAGGCCUGCCUUUAAAGUAAAAUAGAUAUAUUUUGUAAAGAUAUUCCACCUUUUUAGUGUCCUAGCUAAAAAUUGCAAAAUCUGCAAGUAGGCUACAGAUACAGCAGUUUCUAACACCUUUUGUGGUUACAGAUAGAGAGCUUAUAAUUUUUUAGUCAAUUUAUGAUUAAGACAGAUGAAAAGCAUUUAAAGAAUCAAUGUGUGCAGAUUUUUGUCGUAAUCCAGGACUUGUAGAACUUGUAUCAGCUUUGCAACCUUGUGCAGAAUGGAGUAUUGUGAAUAAUUUCUUCCUUAACUCUGGCCAACACAAAUGUACUUUUAGCAGUUGGUAGACGUGCAGCAUUUUAAAUUAAGGCAUGUUAACAUGGGCUGUCUUCCAAAAUGGUUAGCUUGGGAUUUGAACACGCUUCCAAGCAUUCCUUCUGCAUAUUCAGCUCACUUAAAGUGAUGUAAUUGUUUGCCACGCAAAUGUUGAUCUUCUGAACUUCAGGUUUUUAUUCUGCUGUUUCUGUGUUACAUGGCAGUAGUGUGUCCCAGCAGACUUGGUUUAAGAGAGGAGCUUUCAAAUUUUGCUUUUCCUGCUGCAAUUCCUAGUGUGCUUGGAAAAUUUUUAUUAGGCAGAGUAACCAUGUUAGUACAGACCUCUGAAUAUAAGGAGACACUUUACACUCUUUUCUUUUUUAAUUGUGAGGUUGAGCAAGUGGAACAGUGGCUGUGGGAUCUCCAUCCUUAGAGAUAUAUAGAAGUCACAUGAAGGUGGUCCUGGGCAGCCUGCUUUUAGGUGACUGUCUGAACAGAUGACUCUCAUAGGUCCCUUUUGCCCUCAAACAUUCAGUGAUUCUGUGAAUUGACAUUUUAUAACUGCCUAGUAAACUAUUUGAUGCUCAUACCAAGCCUAUGGGAAUGUAGAUGAGUUUAGUUUGGGUGUUAAAACUGUAUUUUGACCAAAGUUCUUCAGCAGUCGGUGCUCCUGUUGAGUAUACGUCAGGCAUUUUAUCUACUGGAGAGGUUGGCUCUUUGUUCUAACUGCCUGUGUCAGCCUGUGCAGACUAUGUACAUACUACGCAUGUACAUAGUAUGAUACCAUGCUGAUAGCUGAACAGAAGGGUUAUUUUAUUUAGUGUAGAAGAUUCUGUUGUUUAAGAACUCUGUAAGACCUUAUUUUAGACCAGAAGUGUUUAAAAUGCAAAUUUGUAUCUGAUUCUUCUGCUGGAUGACAGUUUCAUGUUUAACCAACAUUUAUCUGCAUAGGCAUGGCAUAACUGUGAGCAUCUCUCUGGUAUCUGUUUGAAGAGGACACUGUUGGGGGGCCCAGAUAUCUUGCAUAUUACUUUGGCCAAACAAGGAGAGGAGUAGCAUUUUCUUCUGAAAAAAUUGAAACUAAAUGUAAAAUGUCUGGAAAAACAGCAAUUAGGAGGAUCUGUGGGUCUGUACUUCCAAACAGAAUUUGUACAGAGAGAAAAUUCUGAAUAUGGCUUGAUUUGCUCUUGAUCUUGGCAGUGUUUCUAAUGAGUGUCCCAUGGACUCUAUCAAGUUCAGGGGGUUCUACUCUAGCACUGAGGAGCAGAACCCUGAGCAGCAGCCUGGUAUCAGUGACAACAUUUCUUCAUCAUUCUCUUUAAAAGAGCAACAGAAAAUGAGUGAUUAUUCUGGACUUGCAAAUAACCAUGGGCAGAUGAUUGCUGAAGAUUCUGAAAUUCAGACAAAGCCUGAACACUCUCAUGAAGUUCUUCAGGAAGAUAUUGAAAUGAGCAGUGGAUCCAGUGGAAAUGACUUCAGUGGAAAUGACACAAAUGAAAACUACUCGAGCGGGCAGGAUUCGCACGGCCACGAGUCUGAUGAAAAUGGGAAAGAUUCAGCAAUGCUCAUGGAAUCUUCAGACUGUCAUAAAAGUUCAAGCUCAAAUGCAUUUAGUCUGAUGAUUGCAAACUCUGAACACAAUCAGUCUAGCAGUGGAUGCAGUAGUGAGCAAUCCACUAAAGCCAAAACACAAAAGGAAUUGCUGAAAACUUUACAAGAGCUAAAAGCUCACCUUCCUUCUGAAAAGAGAAUUAAAGGCAAAUCUAGUGUCCUAACGACAUUGAAAUACGCCCUCAAAAGCAUUAAACAAGUUAAAGCCAAUGAGGAGUAUUACCAGUUGUUGAUGAUUAAUGAAUCCCAGCCUGCUGGACUGAAUGUGUCGUCAUACACAGUGGAGGAAGUUGAGACUAUAACCUCAGAGUACAUAAUGAAAAAUGCGGAUAUGUUUGCUGUAGCUGUUUCUUUGAUUACUGGGAAGAUUUUGUACAUCUCUGAGCAAGCUACUUCAAUUCUCCGCUGCAAGAGGGGUUAUUUUAAAAAUGCCAAAUUCGUGGAGUUCUUGGCACCUCAGGAUGUCAGUGUGUUCUAUACUUCUACUACUCCAUACAGACUACCAUCGUGGAAUAUUUGCAAUAGAGCUGAGUCUUCCACCCAGGAUUGCAUGGAAGAGAAAUCUUUCUUCUGUCGAAUCAGUGCAGGAAAGGAGCGUGAAAAUGAGAUUUGCUACCACCCAUUUCGGAUGACUCCCUACCUUAUCAAAGUGCAGGAUCCAGAAAUAGCAGAGGACCAACUUUGCUGUGUGUUGCUUGCAGAAAAAGUACAUUCUGGUUAUGAAGCACCCAGAAUUCCUCCUGACAAAAGAAUUUUUACAACUACGCACACCCCAACUUGUUUGUUCCAGGAUGUAGAUGAAAGGGCAGUACCUCUGUUGGGAUACCUACCUCAGGACUUAAUAGGAACACCAGUUUUGGUACAUCUCCACCCAAAUGACAGACCCUUAAUGCUAGCAAUUCACAAAAAAAUCCUUCAGUACGGAGGCCAGCCUUUUGACUACUCGCCUAUCAGGUUUUGCACUAGGAAUGGAGAUUAUAUAACCAUGGACACGAGCUGGUCCAGUUUCAUCAACCCUUGGAGUCGAAAAGUGUCAUUUAUUAUUGGGAGACACAAAGUUAGGACGGGUCCCUUAAAUGAAGAUGUCUUUGCUGCUCCCAACUAUACAGAGGAUAGAAUCCUUCAUCCCAGCGUUCAGGAGAUUACUGAGCAAAUAUACCGGCUGUUACUGCAGCCUGUACACAACAGUGGAUCCAGUGGCUAUGGAAGUCUAGGUAGCAACGGUUCACAUGAGCACUUAAUGAGUGUGGCAUCCUCCAGUGACAGCGCAGGAAAUAAUAAUGAAGAUGCUCAUAAGGACAAACCAGAGGUUCGUCAGGAUGCCCGUAAGGUCAAAACCAAAGGACAGCGUAUUUUCACUGACAGUAAAGCCAAACUGGAACACAAGAGAGAGCCGUUUGCUGAAAAACAAAGUGGUCCUGGUGGUCAGGUGAAAGAUGUAGUGGGAAAGGAUACUGCAGUAACAGCUGCUCCUAAAAAUGUGGCCAGUGAAGAGUUGGCUUGGAAAGAGCAACCUGUGUAUUCUUACCAACAGAUUAGCUGUUUGGACAGCGUGAUCAGGUACUUGGAGAGCUGUAAUGUGCCUGGCACAGCAAAAAGAAAAUGUGAACCUUCAUCAAGUGUUGCAUCACUUGCUUCUGAAGUUCAUGAACAAAAACCAGCUGAUAGUGCUUUACAGCCUUUGGGAGAUCCUGCUGUGUUGAAGGCAUCUGGUAAAUCAAAUGGUCCCCCUGUGGUCGGUGCUCACUUAACAUCUUUGGCUUUACCUGGCAAGCCUGAAAGUGUUGUCUCUCUCACAAGUCAGUGCAGCUACAGUAGCACCAUUGUUCAUGUUGGAGACAAAAAAACACAGCCUGAAUUAGAAAUGAUAGAAGAUGGUCCGAGCGGAGCGGAACUAUUAGAUGGGCAACUUCUUGCCCCUCCAUCCACUUCCACGCAUGUAAAUCAAGAAAAGGAGUCCUUUAAAAAACUGGGGCUCACCAAGGAAGUCCUUGCAGUGCACACGCAAAAAGAGGAGCAGAGCUUUUUGAAUAAGUUUAAGGAAAUCAAGAGAUUCAACAUUUUUCAGUCCCACUGCAAUCACUACCUGCAAGAUAAACCCAAAGGACGGCCUGGUGACCGUGGUGGCCGUGGACAAAGAAAUGGCACUUCUGGAAUGGAUCAGCCUUGGAAGAAAAGUGGAAAGAACAGGAAAUCAAAGCGCAUCAAACCACAGGAGUCUUCAGACAGUACAACUUCUGGAACUAAAUUCCCCCAUCGGUUCCCUCUUCAGGGUUUAAAUACUACUGCUUGGUCACCAUCAGACACUUCACAAGCCAGCUAUUCAGCCAUGUCUUUUCCCACUGUUAUGCCUGCAUAUCCACUUCCUGUCUUUCCAGCAGCAGGAACGGUGCCACCAGCUCCUGAGACUCCACUCUCUAGUUUUAAUCAGUUGCCAGACUCUGGGAAUGCUUGCUCUGUGCAACCAUCCCAGUUCUCUGCACCCCUCAUGACACCCGUUGUAGCUCUCGUGCUCCCCAACUACGUCUAUCCGGAGAUGAACAAUAACUUACCUCAAACGCUCUACCACAGCCAGCCUAACUUCCCUGCCCAUUCCACUUUCCCUUCACAGACAGUGUUUCCAGCACAGCCUCCGUUUGCUACACCCAGCCCUUUCCCACAACAGGCGUUUUUUCCAACGCAGCCAUUCCACUAUAAUCCACCAACAGAGAAUGAAAAAGUUCCUGUCACAGAGACUCGAAAUGAGCCAUCCCGUUCCUGCACUCCACAGUCUGUGGGUCCUCAGGACCAGGCUUCUCCACCUCUGUUCCAGUCAAGGUGCAGUUCUCCGCUGAAUCUUCUGCAGUUAGAAGAAACCACAAAAACUGCUGAAAGUGGAGCUCCUGCAGGUUUACAUGGAACUUUAAAUGAGGAGGGAGCCAUAGCCAAAAUCAUGACAACUGAUAACUGCAGUGGAAAGGGCUCCAUACCUGCUGAAUCUCCAAUGGACGCUCAAAAUAGCGACGCUCUCUCCAUGUCUAGUGUCCUGCUUGACAUUUUGCUUCAGGAAGAUGCAUGUUCAGGUACCGGUUCAGCUUCUUCAGGUAGUGGUGUGUCUGCGGCUGCCGAGUCCCUGGGGUCUGGAUCCAAUGGCUGUGGCAUGUCGGGGAGCAGAACAGGUAGUAGCGAAACAAGUCAUACCAGCAAGUACUUUGGGAGUAUAGAUUCCUCAGAAAAUCACCAUAAAACCAAAAUGAAGGCAGAAAUGGAAGAAAGUGAGCACUUCAUUAAGUAUGUUCUUCAGGAUCCUAUAUGGCUUUUGAUGGCAAACACAGACGACACAGUUAUGAUGACUUACCAGAUACCCUCACGAGAUUUGGAAACAGUUUUAAAAGAAGAUAAGCAGAAAUUAAAGCAAAUGCAGAAGCUACAGCCAAAAUUCACGGAAGAACAAAAGAGAGAGCUUAUUGAAGUUCAUCCAUGGAUCCAGCAAGGAGGACUGCCAAAAACUGUUGCUAAUUCUGAAUGUAUUUUUUGUGAGGACAAUAUACAGAGCAAUUUUUACACAUCAUAUGAUGAGGAGAUCCAUGACAUGGACCUUAAUGAAAUGAUUGAAGAGAGUGGGGAAAACAACUUGGUCUCCCUGAGUCAAGUCAGCGAAGAACAAACAUAGCCUUUGAGCCUGUUAUUUGACAAGCUGCUUCAAAACUACAGUGAUGAUCCGCAAAAGUUUUGAUCCUGAAUCCAGCAAGAUGAAUCCAGUUAAUAAAAACAAAUGUGUUCUUUCUUGCUCUGGAAGAGUCCUUCGUGAAUGAAUCUCUUUUUAAAUGGUGGCAAUCUCUUCCCAGUAAGGACAUUGUUGAAGAUGGUAUAGCUUUUCUUUAAAAGAAAGAGACUCCUAUUUUGCACUUACAUGCCUCAAGUAUUUCUUUAUGAACUACAGGAACUUUUCAUGGAUGCCUACUGUUUUUUGUAGAGUGGGUUAACGAGUACUGAAACUCCCCUUCCGUACGUACGGUUCUUCAAAUCUCUUUUUGGUAAUGAUUCGGUGUAUAAUUUGUUCUAGCAGUUCUGCUUAGUGGCUCUUCAGCGUUGUUCUGGUGUUUGAAGUGGUUCAGCAUAGUAGAAGAAAUAACCUUCAAGCAAAUCAGUUCUCACUUGCCCUUCUCAUACCAGCUGAUCCCAUCCUCUUGUUUAUUUCGUGUAGUUUCGAAUGUAAGAACCUUUUUUUUUGUCUAGGAGAUGUGGAACUGAUUCCGUAAGAUGGCCUUGGGUUAAAAUAGGAUUUGAGUGUGUAAGACCAUGUAGAGGAGCGCUGACAGCUUUGUAGCCAUUUAUUUAACCCACGCUGCAGUACUAUGAACCUUGAGACAUCAUUUCUGAGAAUUUAUACACAAGAAAUCUUUAUGCUUAAAAGAUUUGAAAAACUAAGGCCACAGAGGAUGACUGCGUGUGCUCCAGUGACUGUCAGACAGAGCUUGGUAUGACUUUGACCUUUGUUUCUGGUUUGUGCUGUCAGGAGGUUGGCCACUGGUUUUUUCCUCUGAGCUAAACAAAUGUCAAACUCGUAUGUGGCAAGAGGGGAUUGGACAUUUCUUGUCAUUUGGAGACAGUUCUUAAAGUGGUUUUGAGAACAGCAUUGACUUUUGCUAUAUUUGAAUUGCAUAAUCUAAAACUUCACGUGGCUGGAAUCCUUUGCUGUCAAGGAUUUAAUUUUAAUGCCUUUGAGAUUGUAUUGACUUGAAUAUGUGUACUUUCUGUUCUUGUGCUGUUCCUCUGUGUGUUGAUGUGGGAAAAGAACGCGAGAGAGCGACUCUGCCAUGUGGAUCAGCUGAAGGGUAUUCAGGUGCAGUAUUGCCAGAUGUCAACUCUAUGUCUUGGGGUGGGAAAAAAGGAGAAAUUCAAUUACCUUUCUUUGUCUUAAUAUAUUUUAAUGGAAAGCAUUUCCUUUUUUAUUAGGAUAACAUUUCUAUUCACUGAAAUUCAAGGUUAUCUUCAUUCUGUAAAAGUACUCCUCUUUGCAUACAAAGAGGAUUUGAAGUCAGGUCUGACACCACCAAAAACUUGCAGAAAUGAUUGGUAUUUGCUCAGCGAAAGAAAUCAUUUGUGUAAAGUAAUGAGUUACUAAUUGGACAACAUCUUGAGGAGGCUUACAUUGGAGACAGGUUCUGCAGAUACUGUGUGAGUUUGUCAGAAAGGCAGGGUCACAGUUUAAAAUCUGAAGUGUAGCGUGAAGCACAGCCCAGCAAGAUCUGGUUCCUCUCUGUAACAGAUUAGCAAGGUCAGACUUAAAUAUCUGUAAAUAUAAACUGAGACAUAUUCAAAUGUGGGUGUCCAAGUCUGAUGUAUUAAAUGUUUUAAUCUUAAAUGGAGCAGUGCAGCUAUACCAACAUGUGGAAUAUAUUUCAUUUUUACAUGUAAACAGAAAUAGUUUUAAUUGGACCAGGGUUUGGGGAAAAAAAAGCUUUAUAUAAAAGGAGUGCAUCAUAAUCAUACAAAUUACUUUCAGGGACUUCUCAAUGACUUCAAACUUCUUUGCUUUUUAGCAUGCUUUAAAAAAAUAAUAUAUACUUUAUUUGUUCUAGUUUUCUUUUUCUUUCUUUUGUUCCAUUUUUUCUCUUUUCAGUUACCAUCUUGUAACUAUAACUUAGUGAAAGGAAGAGGAAAGUAUAUUUAGAGCAUUUUGUGGAUGUGCUUACUUAUGGACUUAAUCUUGCAUCCUUAAAGUGUUUGCAUUUACAGGGUGGUAUUAAGAUAUUUUCCUGUAACUUUAAAUCUACAUGCCUCCAUUUAUAGAUAAGAUUCUGAAGCUGUAAUUUUUCCAAACUGUUGUAAGAUGACUUAUUUGUGAUGACACUUUGUCAACAUGUCAACAAUGUUUUCUGUACACUGUGCAAUAUAUUUUGGUUUUUGCCACUUGUGACUAAUUUUUAUGACUUUGCUUUUUAGAAAACUGGUAAAUAAAACAGAUAUAUUUUUA